Molecule: messenger RNA, 5401 nt
Organism: Pelmatolapia mariae (spotted tilapia)
Lineage: Eukaryota; Metazoa; Chordata; Actinopteri; Cichliformes; Cichlidae
Gene: znf592
Product: zinc finger protein 592
Exons: 9
Coding region: 159-3911 (1250 amino acids)
Source: RefSeq, a predicted model, not a curated record
CGAAGUUAACGUUAGUAGCUUGUAGCCUAGCUAUGAAACAUUAAAACAGCCUAGCCUAGCUUGCGAAUAUUUAGUGCAGACAGUUAAAUGGCUGAGUAGCUAGUUUACUAGAGCUGUUUAACACACUCGGAUCAAAUGGUUUGUGAGUCUGUACGGCCAUGGGUGACAUGAAGACCCCAGAUUUUGAUGAUCUCCUGGCAGCUUUUGACAUCCCAGAUGCCACUGGAUUGGAUGCCAAAGAGCCCAUCCAGGGGAGUCAUGAGGAAGCAGAAAGUCAGCUGAAACACACAGAGAUGUGUCUGGAUGACAGCUUACUGACUAACCAAGCUAUACCACCCUCAGAUGUCCCAGCUAUAAGUGUUAUUGUGAAAAAUACAAGUCGGCAGGAGUUACUUGAUGAAUUUGGUGAUAGACUUCACUCGGGACCAACAUUGCAAAAUGGAUUUAGGGGACAAGACACUUCUGUGACCUCUGCUGAGACAACUAAUACCAGCUUCUCCAAACCAUUUGUGUCCACAUUGAAUGGGAGGGCUUCAAGUGAGCUUUCUGGAAAGCCACCUAUACCCGAUGAGGCACCAUUGUUUCCUCAGGCACUUUCAGAUUUAAGUCCAGUCUCCAGUCCUGAGCAUGAAAACACCCAGUCAAGCAGAGAGGAAAUACUUCCAAACGAAGACAGACUAUGUUUCCCAGAAGCUUCAGUUUUGGACACUUCAGUCUGUCACAAUCCCAAAAGAAUGGACCUUAGCAUGUUUGAUAACUCUUCCAAGGACUCUAAUAAUUACGAAAGCAUACAGAGGAUUAAAGGAGCAGAAAGUAGUAGAAGCGAGGAGCUUUCUGACAUCUGUGGAAGUAGUGAAGCAGAGAAAACACCUGGACUACACAGUGAAUUUCCUCCACAAUUAGGAAACCAGAACUUCACUGAAACCAACUGCAAUUCAGGAGCACCAAUGACUGUUCCCAUCCCUUAUCCACAUGUCAAGUCACAGACAUGUAAAUUAUCCUCUUGUCUUGAUGCUCUGGUGGCUCUGAAUGCUAGAAAAGAUCCCAAUGAGCAGACAGAUCACAGAGAAUCCCCAGCUGUUCAAAGUGACUGCAUGAAAGCUAGCCCCAAGGUCCCCAUAUCCCCACGAAGCCCCAGAAGUCCACUUGAAGCAGUAAAACGAUUAAGGAAACCACCUGAUAGUCCUGUGAGUAUCUGCAGUGACAGUAGUGGCAAAGCAUCCCCUGCAGUGGUAUCUGGUUCACCUCCAGCCAUACCUAAGGUCAGGAUUAAGACCAUUAAAACCACAUCUGGGCAGAUCAAGCGUACCGUCACCAGUGUGCUCCCAGAUUCAGAAAAUGACGAAGUGCAUUCUGCCUACGAAUCCUCUCCAUCGCAGAGUAUGAUUAGUGAUGAUUCAUACUGUAAUGCAUCUCCACAUCAGUCUCAAGCUCCUGAUGGUGUUGUUGGGGUGCCAAGUAAAGGUAAUGCAGCCAAUACAGCUUCGGUAAAAGUUUCAAACAGGAAGUCAGAGGAAAACUCCCGGAGGUCAGGUGUAAUGCGCUCUGCACCAGUAGUCCGUAAUACUAAAGUCAAAAGAUCUGCCGCACAUCAAGUGCCCAAACCAAAGAGAGUAUCAGCCACUACAGGCCAUGCAACUACCACAAACUUCCUUCCAAAAGCAAUGCACUUAGCUAGUCUAAACCUUGUCCCUCACAGUGUUGCUGCUUCAGUAGCUGCACGAACCACCUCCUAUCAACAAAGUCAAUGCACACUCUCCUCCACAGUGUACAGUACUGUCCCAUUAGUGCAUCAGGUCAAAACAGCCAAUUCUUAUCCCCGCAUGUCUAAUCCGAACCCAUCUGCAGGAACUUUAAACAGACUGUUGAACAGUGCCAACCCUGUGCCUACAUAUGUGCCAAACUUGAACCCACCUCCGGGAACCAAUAUCAACCUUCCACCACAUGGAUACUGCUGCCUCGAGUGUGGGGACUCCUUUGGGGUGGAGAAGAGCCUCGCAUUUCAUUACAGUAGGAGGAGUGUCCACAUUGAAGUAGGAUGUACACACUGCGCAAAGACUUUGGUGUUUUUUAACAAGUGUGCCUUGUUGGCUCAUGCAAGGGAACACAAGAACGGUGGCACAGUGAUGCAGUGCACACAGCUCAAUUUGAAGCCCAUAGCAGAAGAAAAAAUGUUUGUACCCCUGAGUAGUGAACUGGUUAGUGUGGGCACUUACUCCUCACCAUUAGUCUUGCCUAAAAGUGAGCCUGUCCUGCCCUUGUAUCCGGAAAGCGUCAUCCGCCAUCGACUCCGUUGUUUGGAGUGUAACAAGCAGUUGCCUGACUACAAAGCACUCGCAGGCCAUUACCAGAAGCUGUCAGAAGAUACAGAAGAACUGAUCUGUAAAGUUUGCUCAAUGCUGCUGCCCAACAAGUGCAGCUUCAGAGCUCACCUACGCAUUCAUGCACAUAAGUCCCCUUACUGCUGCCCUGAGUGUGGUGCCCUGUGUCGUUCUGCAGACAUCCAAAAGCACGUCAGGGAAAACUGCCUGCACUAUGCUCGCAAGGCUUGGUACAAAUGUCUUCACUGUGAUAUGGUUUUCCGGACCCUUCAAGGACAAAAGACUCACAUCGAAGAAAAACACUGUGAGGUCUUGUACAAGUGCUCCAUCUGCCCGGUUGCAUUCAAGACCUCCGACAGCUGUGAACUGCAUUUGAAAAAUAAACACAGUACUAACAAAACAACUCCAGAGUUAAUCUUAAAGUGUUCCUGUGAGAAAAUGUUCAAGAAAAAGCAGCUACUGUUUCAGCAUUUCUAUCAGAAUGCCAGCAAGCGUGUUACGUCUGUAUUCAAGUGUCCAGAAUGCAACUCAGUCUUUCCACAAAAGCUGCUAUUAAUGCAGCAUUUCAAGGGUGUGCAUGUAGGAAACACGAGUGAAGAGACAGAGAAGAACAAAGAAACUAAGCAUGCUGACUUGCACCAGGAGUCUCAGUCUAUCCAAAAACAGAAGAGUCACUACCCUGUUAAACAGACAGUUGCUACUAGAGAGAAGUCUGAGCAAGACGGCAAAAUCCUAAAUCGUGUGAAACCCGCUGGAUGGACAUGUAACGAGUGCCUGCAGCAGUUCACUGAGCGAGAUGCCUACGUUUCCCAUUUGAAGACCAAACACGGAAAGUCCGUGAAGAAGUAUCCAUGUCGACACUGUGUGUUGUCUUUCAACACUGCAAUCAGUCUGAGACGACACAUUCGCAAUGACCAUGAUGGGAAAAAGAGGACUUAUACCUGUUGGUAUUGCACGGACAAGAAGACAAUAUUCACGUCAAGUGUGAUGUUGAAGAACCACAUCAGCCUUAUGCAUGGAAUAAAAAAUCCUGAUCUUAGCCAAAUGCCAAAAAUGCCCAUCCAAGUAGACAAAAAUGCUUUGGACAAGAGGCUUGUAUCAGCAACACCUGAUGUGGGCACGCAGAUGGAGGUUCAGGAUCCUGCAGGUAGUCUCGAGGCUCCUUCAGCUAAGCGUCUGAAAACUCAGUUCCGCUGUUCGAAGUGUGGCUUCAUCACAGACAACAGCACAGAGUUCCAGCAGCAUAUACCUCAGCAUAAAACUGACGAGAACACUCCUCAGUGCCUUCACUGUGGCCUGUGUUUCACGUCCGUGCUGUCUCUCAAUAGACACCUUUUCAUCGUACACAAAGUCAAAGAUCCAGAGGAAGAGGAGAAAAAAGUAGAGGGAGAUGCUAAUGAGAAGGAGCAGGAUAAUCAGCCGGCUGGAUCUGCAGAAUCUGAUGAGGAAAACGAUUUGUUUCACCAGCUAAACAAAUCUGAUCCCUCACAGGCCGGAGAGCAAGAAAGUCCGCACUGCUCCACGAGCACAGACUGUAACUUAAAUCUGAGCACUCACUCUCAGACACAAGCAGUCUCUCUCCAGCAGUGAGAGCCACUUCAGCUCCUGUUUAAAGCUGCUUUAAUAUCCUCAGUUUUCAUGUGAAAGUCAUAAGGGAUGCUUGAUGUUUUUAGGCAGGUGGUACAAAGAUGUAAUGCCUUUAAUUUGGACAACCUAUUUAGAGGCGGUGCAGUAUAUUCUAGCAGAUACAUAUAUUUAAUACAGAACAAAUAUUUUCAUAUUAUUUUUUUCUUUUUUAAUUUAACCUUGUAUGUUGGUAAUAUAUUAAUCUUGCCUUUCACAUAUAACUGCACUCAUCACUCAUACUACGGUUAAACAUUUCCCCCUUCUGUUUUUUUCUUUUUUCAUCAAAAUUUUUUGCUUAACAUUUUCCAUCCACCCUGGCGGGAGACUCAGGAAUGUGUGUUUGUUUUACGGUCUGGUAUUGAUUAUUGUAACAGUAUAUUGGUGGAGUUUCAGGUAUUGUUUCAAAUUAUUUAAUGCCUCACACUAAAUCCUGAAUGAUUCAGGCUGCUUUUUUAAUAUUAGUAGGGUUUUAUUUUUUACGAAACACAGGAUAGUUCAUUGUUCAUGUAAAAGCAGUAAUUACAAGUUCAUGGUUUGGCCUUUUUUAAAAAAAAAAAAAAAUUUAUACUGUCUGUUUUGGGGGUUUUCUUUCAUGUGUUUGGGAGAAACAAAGAGGUAUUACAUGUGUUCUGCAGCAGUAUUGCAGUAUUGAAAAUACCUCAAAUUGCCAGAAGUUUUUUUUUUUGUUUGUUUGUUUUUUGUUUUUCCAGCAAGUGAACGGUCGAUGUUACGUCAAAUCAGGGUACAUUUGUUGUGGAUGAUCCAGAGAAGGUGUGAGAGUGAAAUUCAUCAGCAUGUCAGAGUUAAUGUUUUAUGAAUCAGCACCUGGGAACAUGAAUGGGAAUGCAGUGACUUAAAAUAAAAAAUAUCUUAGAUUAGCACUUGGCAAAAGGGGGGUACUUUUCGGUUGCAGGCUCUGAUAUGUGAAGCGACACCUCGUUUUGUAUUAACUACGUGACAGUUCCUACCUCCGUGGUAAAUGGCAGUGAUUGUUAAACAUCGAAAGGCUUCGAGAAGUUGCAGUUAAUCUCAGUGCAAUGUAAAAAAAAUAGUUUUAAAAAUGUAUUAUCCCACAUUAAUAAAUUUUAUAAAUUAUUUUGGGAAUGACAUUAAGUCUUUUUAUGGUCAUAUUGACUCAACCUACAAGUGAACUUUUCUAUGAAAGUGCUGUGUGAGCUCUUUGAUUCUCUGUAAGCCCUCGAAUCACCACACUGCAGCUGCUUACCUGCAGGGGCUGAGAGGAUUUACUUGUUCACUGUUUGUCUUUUUGUAAUGCUUGUCGAAAGAUAUUUGUACUUUUUGAUACUGUGUACAGUGAGGACUUGGUUAAGAAUUUGUGUACCUACAGUAGCCAAUUAAACUUGGAUUUGCAGCAUUUCUUAAGCCAUUUCAUCUGUUCAGCAUGCAGUGGCCUACGUGCCUUGCUGUUACAUUAAAGUACUUACAAAUAAAUU